AUGUUCAAAAAACCACUAUCGAAUCUAAAGUCGUUCAGUCCAUUGCGAUCAUCAGAUAGAAGACGAUUCCAGAAUGAGGCAUAUGAUACAUAUCCAAAACUCAAAGAACAAUCUUCUCAGGAAGGCGCAUCUCAGUUGAUGCCAGACCCGCUUCAGUCAGCAAAGUUUUCUACACAUAUCGAAACACCUGGAAUAGUAUAUGUAGCAGACAAAAUUCCUUGGUGGAUCAAGCUUGAUCAGUCUGUACCUAUUCCAACCGUUUACACAAUGUGGCAACAUCCUGAUAUGCUUCCCAUAUUGUACACCUGGGGCCCCGUGGUUAACAAACUGACAAAAGGCGCAGAUUUAAUGAUCCCUGGACUAGUUGCUGGGCCCGAUGGUACAUUACCAGUGCUGGCCAAAGGUGAUUUGGUAGCAAUUACAAUCAAAGGAUAUCAAUAUCCUUUGGCAGUGGGUACAAUGGCAUUACCAACCAGUGAGAUCAAACCAAGAUCGGGGAUGAAAGGAAAGGCUGUACAUAUUAUCCAUGUUUAUCAAGACUAUCUGUGGACCAUGGGUGACAAAUCAGACCCUCCAGAUAUGCGAUCGAUAUCAGACGAUGAGUACGAAAGUGAAACGGAAGACGCUAAAAGAGAACCAACCGAAUCGACAAAACCAACAAAACCAGUUAAACCAGUUGAACCAGUUGAACCAACGGCGACAAAGACAGAAGAACCCGCUCAGACGUUAAGCACAAGCGAGAUUGAUGCUCUUUUGAGAAAGUCUCUUUUUCAGGCACUUCAAUUCAAGAUCACACCAGAACGUGCGGCUGAUCUCUUACCCAUGGCAGCUUCAAUGCUCUAUGCGUCCUAUGUCUUGCCAAGUCGACCGCGGGACUCUGGUGAGGUGGACAUAAAGAAAUCGAGCUGGAAAAAGGUACAGAAGUUCCUCAAGACAAUCGAAAAGGAAGGUGUCUUGAAACUUAAGGAACAAAGAGGAGAAACAAUGCUUGCUUCUGUCAAUUGGUCUCAUCCAUGCUUCCAAGGCUUAAGGUCAUACAAGACUCUUGAAAGCUCUUCUCAAGCAACACAGACAAAUUCUGAUAGUUUGGGUUCUAGGCCCGCUUCAGGCACUUGUCCAGCAGCCACGCCGCAAGCCUUGGGUCCAAUAGAGAUUCAAGACUUCUAUAAGCCUCUGGGUAACUCUGUCGUUGCCUUUUUUGAUGCCGCCAAGCAACCGAAGGAUGCAAUGUACAGUCCAGCUCAAGUAAGACAACUGACUUUGGACUACAUCAAGCAAAACAACCUUGUAAACCAGCGUAACCAAAAAAUGGUUACCAUUGACGCUAUCUUGUGUGAUUGUAUUCUAACCCCAUCUGAAUACAAUACUAUCGAUGCUUUGACAAGAGACCAGAUUGUCUCAAGAUUGUUGGACAAGAUGGCACCAUUUCAUUCCAUUGCAUUUCCAGGAAAGAAUCCUACUGUGCACAAAGGAAACCCAAAACCAAUCGAGAUCACUCAGGAAAUCCGUCAGGGUCGUAAAACUGUGACAAAACUAGCUGGUUUUGAAGGCUUUGGUUUGGACAUGGAUGAAUUAUGCAAAGAAUUGACCAAGUUGUGUGCAAGUAGUGUAACACAUAAUCCAAUUCAUGGAACAAGUCCAAAAAAUCCAAUGCAUGAGAUUAUGGUUCAAGGACCUCAAAUCAAAAAUGUAUCUCAAUUGGUUAUGGACAAGGGCGUACCCAAGCGAUUUGUUUGUGUGAAUGAUAAGACCGCCAAGGGAAAAGGGAAGAAAUAA
Molecule: messenger RNA, 1776 nt
Organism: Phycomyces blakesleeanus NRRL 1555(-)
Lineage: Eukaryota; Fungi; Mucoromycota; Mucoromycetes; Mucorales; Phycomycetaceae
Exons: 9
Coding region: 1-1776 (591 amino acids)
Biological process (GO): translational initiation; formation of translation preinitiation complex
Molecular function (GO): RNA binding; translation initiation factor activity
Source: RefSeq, a predicted model, not a curated record